AUGCAUUCCAUGGGUCACCUCUCCAUUCUCCAUCCUUCAGCUCCCCCUGAUGUUACUCAGGUAAAUGUGGUCACCCGCUCUGAGACUCAGCUAGAGCUGGAGUGGACCAAAGUCAACAACAACAAUGACUAUACCUACAUAUUGAGAGACCGCAAUGGAGAGGCCAACAUCACUGGAUCAGAUGCAGGGACCACAGUAAAUGUGGUCACCCGCUCUGAGACACACCUACAGCUGGAAUGGACCAAAGUCAACAACGACAAUAACUACAAUUACACACUGAGAGACAACAAUGGAGCAGAGGUUGACUUCACUGGAUCAGAUGCAGUGACCACACUGGAAUGGACCAAAAUCAACAACGACAACAACUACAAUUACAUACUAAGAGACAGCAAUGGAGCAGAGGCUGACAUUACUGGAUCAGAUGCAGGGACCAUAGUGAAACACACAGUCUCAUAUCUCUCUGCUGGAACAAACUACUCUUUCACUCUCUUCACUGUGUUUGAGGGAGUGAGCAGCAUAGGACGCACCUUCUCAGCAGUAACAGUUCCCUCCGAUGUUACUCAGGUAAAUGUGGUCACCCGCUCUGAGACCCACCUACAGCUGGAAUGGACCAAAGUCAACAACGACAAUAACUACAAUUACAUACUGAGAGACAGCAAUGGAGCAGAGGUUGACAUCGCUGGAUCAGAUGCAGGAACCACAGUGAAACACACAGUCUCAUCUCUCUCUGCUGGAACAAACUACUCUUUCACUCUCUUCACUGUCUUUGAUGGAGGAGUGAGAAGCACAGGGUAUACAUUCUCAGAGAUUACAAUUCCCCCUGAUGUUGCUCAGGCAAAUGUCGCAACCCUCUCUGAGACUCACCUAGAGCUGGAAUGGACCAAAGUCAACAACGACAAUAACUACAAUUACAUACUGAGAGUCAGCAAUGGAGCAGAGACAAACAUCACUGGAUCAGAUGCAGGGACCACAGUGAAACACACAGUGGCAUCUCUCUCUGCUGGAACAAACUACUCUUUCACUCUCUUCACUGUGUUUGAGGGAGUGAGCAGCACAGGAUUUACCUUCUCAGCAGUAACAGGCAUGUUCCCUCAUGUUCACUUUCAAUGA
This is a messenger RNA of Alosa sapidissima (American shad), 1110 nucleotides long. RefSeq lists its product as uncharacterized. The transcript has 7 exons. Bases 1 to 1110 code for a protein of 369 amino acids. The record is from RefSeq and is a predicted model, not a curated record. NCBI's taxonomy places the organism in Eukaryota, Metazoa, Chordata, Actinopteri, Clupeiformes, Clupeidae. Gene Ontology annotation, molecular function: protein binding.